AACACCACAAUAUUAAUUACUUGACACAUCAUCCUCUUUAAUACCAAUCACUAAUCCACACUUCUUCUGUCUCCAACACCAAGUUGAAUAUCAAUUAAUGGUGACAUUGAAUAGCUCAAUUCCUGCUUGGAUCGUUCACUUCCUUGCUUGUAUGGGUGGCUGUUUUGGAUGCUGUACUCAACCCACACCAAUUAUUGCUGUGGAUGAGCCAUCAAAAGGAUUGAGAAUACAAGGGCGAGUGGUGACGAAACCUAGCAUAUCAGAUGAUUUUUGGAGUACCAGCACAUGUGACUUGGACAACAGUACUGUUCAAUCUCAAAGAAGCAUCUCAUCAAUCAGUUUGCCAAAUCAGAAUCCUGCUAGCAGCACUGGUGGCAUGAGCAGCAAUAGCGAAUUUGUAAAUCAUGGUCUCCUUCUCUGGCAACUGAGCAGGCUUCAAUGGAUUGGAAGUGGCACAUCUGGGAACCAAAAUCAGCGAAGACGGGAAACCAGAUUAAGUUGGAAUGCAACUUAUGAAGGUUUACUAGGAUCCAGAAAUCCUUUCCCAAAGCCCAUCCCUCUUUCUGAGAUGGUUAAUUUUCUGGUGGAUGUAUGGGAGCAGGAGGGAUUGUACGACUGAUGAAUUUGAAUUGCAAAGAUUGUUUCAGCUUUUCACUAAUGAAGAAUCCUUGUCUGUUUAACUCUUAAGAAACUUCUGUAAUUUGUAAAUGUCCAUGCACGAAAAGGAAUAUAUAUAAAAAAAAAAGAAGGUCCGAGCAAAUGUUUCCACUCAAUUGUAAUUUUCCCAACUCAAUGUCAAUCAACGCUCCUUUUCUUA
Messenger RNA from Populus nigra (black poplar), 817 nucleotides. RefSeq lists its product as uncharacterized. Bases 98 to 619 code for a protein of 173 amino acids. NCBI's taxonomy places the organism in Eukaryota, Viridiplantae, Streptophyta, Magnoliopsida, Malpighiales, Salicaceae. The transcript has 5 exons. The record is from RefSeq and is a predicted model, not a curated record.